This is a messenger RNA of Drosophila albomicans, 5464 nucleotides long. RefSeq names its product transmembrane protein 131 homolog (gene Tmem131). Gene Ontology annotation, cellular component: membrane. Bases 220 to 5226 code for a protein of 1668 amino acids. The record is from RefSeq and is a predicted model, not a curated record. The transcript is spliced from 3 exons. NCBI's taxonomy places the organism in Eukaryota, Metazoa, Arthropoda, Insecta, Diptera, Drosophilidae.
CGGAGUCAGCUGCUCACGCACUGAACAGCUGAUAAAGUUAAUGCUCUCAGAAUCGAAUCAGCGAUAGCAUAAGCGAUAUUGAGUAAUAUAAUUAAAUAUAGUACUUAAUGUGAACAGGAGUCUUAAGUGCCGUGAUUAAGCAAGCAAAGCGCAUCAUCUCGCCCACACAUUGCGCGCACAACACAACAGAAAAUUGCAAUCCCAACCGCGUAGAAGAAGAUGUACACAAAUUGGCAGGCAACAAUGUUGCUGCCAUUGCUGCUGCUGAUUAUGAACAGUGCGCGGGGUAGCAGCAGCGAUCAGCAAAUGGCGGGCAGCAGGGAAAAGGUGCUGUCCGAACUGCAGGAGCCAUUCAUCGGUCUGGAGGAGACGCAAACAUUGCCACCCCACGAGCCGCACACACGCGAACAGGUCGAACUGUUGCGACACCUCAACUUUGUGCCGCCCGCCAUAGACUUUGGCAAGUGGUCGGUGGGUCAAACGGUAACACAGAUUGUGACGCUCUUCAAUCAGCACAGCAAUCGCACCGUGCAUCUGAACUCUGUGGCUGGGCCAAGUCCAGUGUUUUACAGCAGUUUCUUUGGCACUCGCGAUGUGCCGCCCCAGGGCAACACCACGUUUAGUGUGGUGUUCUUGCCCCGUCAACUUGGUGCCAUAUCAACGGGUCUACUCAUCCAAACGUCAUUUGGACGUGCCGAGUAUGCGGUGCGCGGCGAGGGCAGCGAGUGUCCAUAUCGCCUCAAGCCACUUGUGGGCAUCAAGGCGCCCAUGAAUGCAACGCUCACACCCGAAAUACACAUGUACAAUCCGCACGAGCGACCGCUGCAGAUACUCGAGGUUUACAGCAGCGGUGGCGAAUUUCAAUUGGAGCUGCCUAGUGGUAUGUCGGAGGCUCCGCAGAAAUUGUGGGAGAUACCGCCGCAUUCAUUGAAGCCCGUCAUACGCAUCUCGUUCCAUGGAAGAACGGCGGGCAAUCACAGCGCCUACAUACGCAUCAAGAUAGCCGAGCAAGCGCUGGAUGACUCAACGCCACUGGAGCAGCUCAAUGAGAAUGUGCUCGUCAUACCCGUUGAAUUCGAAAUCCUGCCCAAACACGGCGCCUAUGCCAGCAAUCCUGUGGCGGACUUUGGUCGUGUUGCCACCGAUCAGCAUGCGGAUGCAUUGCACUUCAAGCUGGACAUGCAGAAUCAGCAUGUGGAUGCGUCGCAGCGUAAGCUAAUUGGAAAUUAUUUGCGGGAGAUACCCGGUCUCAGCUAUGAUGCGCACAACUCGAGCAUUGUUCUCGAUCCCAAGCUGUUUGAGCAGAGCGCCAGCAUCAAUGAUUUGCUGGUCAUCAGCAGCGAGGAGCAACAGCAACAACAGUUUACGGUCAUGGUGCGUGCGGACAUCUUCAAAGGCGGCCUGCACUACGAUCGCAAUGUGACGCUGUUCAUCACCAGCGUGGACAGCGACGAGAUGCCGCUGCAAAGCCAACGCACGCUCGUCGUGCGCAACAAUUUCGCCUUUCCCCUGAAGAUCUACAAUCUCAGCUUAAGCGCGCCCAUUGAUUCAGCGCUGCUGGAGAUGUCGACGCUCGAACAGGAGCUGCUGCUACAGCCGGGAGAAUCGGUGGAACUGCUGCAGCUGCAACUGCUCAAUGCGCAUGCCAAAUUUAAUUCAGUGCUGCGCAUCGAGAGCAAUGUCACGAUCUUCGAGCUGCCUAUCGUUGCGUGCACGGGACUUUUGCAUGUGUCAACGCAAGCGUUUCAACUGCAGCUACCGCGCACGGAGAGCACCUAUGACCUGGGACUCGAUCUGGGCACAGUGCCAUUUGCGGAGCAGUCGCGCCAAGGUUACAUUGUGUUGCGCAACGACAAUCCCAUACCCAUAAAGGUGGCAAAUUGGCAUUUUAAACCGCCCGCCAAAGUCUACUUUACGGCCACGUUUCUGGGCUGCAUUCCCGCGGAUCAAGUUGUCACCACGGAGCAGAGUGCGGACCUGGAGGCGAACAACCACACGAGCAGCUUUCAAUUCUGCAGUCAACUUGGCGCUGGCGAAAGCGCCGUCUUUGUGCUCUACAUACAAACGUAUGUGGCCGAGGAGAGUGUGGGCACCUUUAAGCUGUCGACGCCCUACGAAAUGAUACGCAUUGCAGUCAAGUUUAAGGCGUCGGUGGGGCAGCUGGAUAUUGAGCAGGAGCAGCUGCAGUUCAAGUCAUGUUUUCCCGGAAAAAUGUGCUCUGCAGUGUUGAGCAUACGCUCCACUUUCACCGAUCCCGUGCACGUCACGGCCAUCACAUUUAAGCGGCAAGGGCUGCGCUUUAAGGACUUCAAUGCCAAGGGCACGACGAUUGGAGCCCAAACGCUGACGAAAGUGGGUCGCAUCUACUUCGAACCGUCGGCAUUGUGUCGCAAUGCCUGCUACAUUAGGCCAUCCAGCAAUGAGCACGCGAUCUUUCCCAAAAGCGACGCUGCGCAGCACACGAACAAUAACAAUCUGCUCUAUGAUGGCGCCGAGGUGCGACAACGCACCGAACUCUAUCGGCAGCUGAAGCGACAACUGCACUCGAUGUCGCUGGUGCUGCACAGCAAAGAGUUGCCGCCCCUGGAGCUGGAUUUUAGCAUUGGCAUCGAGUGGCCCAAGCUGGUGCAGCAUCAACCGUUGCCGCCCAUACCAGUUGUCGAAGUGGGUCAAGUGCAGCGCCAAUGGAUCACCAUCAGCAAUCCGACAACCCAACCACUUCUGCUCGAUUACUUUCUGUCCGAUCCACAAUACGCGCGACGCACUCAACUGUCGCUGCCGCACGAGGUGAUCGAUGUGAGCAGCAGCAGUUGCUACCUAACGGAUCAGCCGGUCUUCUCGUUGCCCGAUGCGACCUUUGCCGGCCCUGUGCUGCUGCCCGCAGGCGCCACCUUAACGAUACCAGUGCAGUUCAGCGCUCAGCUGGCGGACAAGUAUUGCACCCUGCUCCACGUGCGCAGCAAUCUGACGCUCUACGAGGCUGUUUGGUUGACGGCGCGUGCGGUGCAAUCGCAGUUUCGAUUUGGCAAUCGACGGCCCGGUUCCAGCACGCCGCUGCUCUUUGAGCUGAGCAGUCAGGCCUUUGAGCGCUGCGAUGGCAGUUCGAAGCAGUCAACGGAGGAGGAGGACACCACUAGUCAUCAGGUGAGCGCUACUCGCAGCUUUACAGCACGCAACGCUGGUGUGUUGCCCAUACGCAUUGAGGGAUUUCUGAUUGGCAAGCGACACUGCGAGGAUCAUGGCUUUAAGGUCAUCGAUUGCAACGGCUUUGAGCUGCGCGAGAACGAAACACGUAAAGUGGAGAUCAGCUACAGUCCGGACUUUACUGCGUAUCGUGUGCAACGUACGCUGACGCUGCUUACGAAUCUCGACUAUGACAUUCAAUACCAGCUGUUGGCCCAGUUGCCUGCCGAGAGUGUGGAGCGUUGUGCGGCCACCUUGCCGCGUCCCCAAUGGGAGCGUCUCUUGCGCAAUGCAGCGCUUGUGGUGCUUUUGGCCAGUUUCUGUCUGGUGCUGCUCACGGCCAUACUCGAUGCAAGGGCAAUUGUGGCACAGCAGAAUGCUUACGAUGCGGCACGCUACAAGAGUCCGUUGCAGCCCACGUUCAACCUGAGGAACAUAGUCAAGAUGCAGCUGCAGGAGGAUGCAGCCAGUGCGGCAGCAGCAGCAGCAAGUAGCGCCACAGCACUCAAGGCAGAGCAGCAGCAGAAACUACGCAACGGGCAGCUGAAGGAGCGCAAGCGAGCGACGGCCACGGAUAAAGUUAUUAGCUCUCGCAAGCCCAAGUCCUGGACAGCUUGGAGCAUGGAUCUGGGCAGCAGUGAGAGCAAGGCUGCAGCUGCUGCAGUCACACCGCCAGCCAAGCAGUCAAGCAAUUCACCCAAGCCCAGCAAGAAGAGUUCGCCAAUCGCUCAAACGCCGCCAACAGUUGUGCCAGCAACACGUGCCCCAAAGAAAAUGAAACCCGUCACUCCGCCCUCUGCCUUGCCCAAGCCCAAGCUGGACUUGUCACCCGUCGAGCCUCAGGAGAAGACCAAAGUCAGUCCCAAUGCCAAAUCCAGUCCAAGUGUAGCAGCAACAACACCCCCACAGCAACAGCAGCAGGAGAACGUAUCGCCAAAACCACCAAAAAGCUCAAUGGAAACACCCAAAGAACGCGUGCUCAAGGAGCAAAACGGUAGCGCCAAGAAGCUGGGCAAGACGCCAGGCCGCGAGCGACGCAAGGAACAGAAGCCAACGCAACUAAAUGGUAUAGGCGGAGCAAGUAAGAAGACGACGGAGCAGCGCAAACCACGCAGCAAGCAGCUCAAUUUCAAUGGCACUCCAAGUGUCACCGAGGGCAAUGUGUCGCCAUUGACAACCUCGGAUAUUGACACGAUGAUCACGAAUCCCUUUCAGACAAGCAGUGGCGUCUACCUUGGAGAAGUGUUGCCAUCAAAGCCGUUGCCAGUCCUGGAGUGCAAUACGAACUGGGCGCCCGCUGAAAACGAUCUAGGACCCAUUGGAAGUCGCAAGAGCGUACAGACGCAACCGAUGUCAAUGGGUUGGGACACACAGAUGACGCCAGAAGCAACUGUUUCGAGCAAUGUCCUGAUGAACGGGCUCUUUAAGAACCCGCAGCCGCCUCCCAUGAACCAUCUAAGCAUGGAUUUACCCACUAUAAAUGGUUAUGGCAGCAAUUGGUACGACCAACCGCAGCGUGAGCGUGAGCGUGAGCUUCAGGAGCAGCAACUGAAUGAGCAGCAUCAAAUGAUGCUGCUGCUCAAGAAGCAGCGCAUGAUGCCUAACCUAGACGACAGCAAUUGGCCACUGAAUGCCACAAAUGGCGCAGCUGCAACUGGAAACUCUUGGUCUUCACUUGACUUUGGCGGAUGGCCUAAUCCGGGUUCUUUGCGUACAUCUCCAAUGCACACGAUUCAUCCCAGUCUGGGCAUGGGUUACAUACGUCCGCCUCCUGGUCUUGAACAGAACUACAACAACAACAAUUGCCAAUUUCCUAGUGUCGCCGGAGUAGCCGAUAUGCAAUCGUCAGCAGCCGCAGCAGCCUUCAUUGCCAAUCAUAGCAAUCAAAGCAACAACAAUCAUAUCGAUAACGCACAACAACUACUACUACAACAACAACAACAAGAGGAGCGUCAACAGAUGCCCACCCAAUAUGAUCCAUUUACCUCGCCAAGCUCAAUCUGGUCGGACAAUUGGCGCCAGCGCAACAAUCACAUGAACUGAACUGGCUCUAUCGAAGCUCACUGAUCAAAUUUAAGCAACCAAAUGAAAUUCUUACUCUUUAGACACUUAGGACUAAAUGCAAAAAAACAAAAACUAAACAAAAAAAAGAAAAGAAAAGAGAAAACAAAACAAAUCAAAGAAGAAUCACAGUGAAACAUGAUCUUUUCCAAUUUGACUUUUGACUAAAUAAACCGCAAAGAUUAAUGACUUUCAUUAUACAUAUGCGUAUAUACAAAUA